Molecule: messenger RNA, 753 nt
Organism: Trematosphaeria pertusa
Lineage: Eukaryota; Fungi; Ascomycota; Dothideomycetes; Pleosporales; Trematosphaeriaceae
Product: ras-domain-containing protein
Exons: 2
Coding region: 1-753 (250 amino acids)
Biological process (GO): signal transduction
Cellular component (GO): plasma membrane
Molecular function (GO): GTPase activity; GTP binding; GDP binding
Source: RefSeq, a predicted model, not a curated record
AUGGCGGGGAAGAUGACGCUAUACAAGCUGGUGGUGCUGGGCGACGGCGGCGUCGGCAAGACCGCCCUGACCAUCCAGCUCUGUCUGAACCACUUCGUCGAGACCUACGACCCCACCAUUGAAGACUCGUACCGAAAGCAGGUGCAGAUCGACGGCCAGUCGUGCAUGCUCGAGGUGCUCGACACCGCCGGCCAGGAGGAGUACAUUGCGCUGCGAGACCAGUGGAUACGCGACGGCGAGGGCUUCGUCCUCGUCUACAGCAUCUCGUCGCGCUCCUCCUUCGCCCGCAUCCAGCGCUUCCACGACCAGAUCCAGCGCGUCAAGGAGAACUCGCUCUCCGGCUCCCCGACCUAUCCCGGCUCGCCGCUCACGGCCUCGUCCAUGGGCUCGUCCUUUGGCCCAGCGCCCGUCAUGCUCGUCGGAAACAAGUGCGACCGCGUCACCGAGCGCGAGGUCUCGACCCAGGAGGGCAGCGCCCUGGCGAAGCUGCUCGGCUGUGACUUUGUCGAGGCGUCUGCCAAGAACUGCGUUAAUGUGGAAAAGGCCUUUUUCGAAGUCGUCCGCCAGCUUAGACGCCAGCGACACCAGGGCAUGACCAAGGAGCGAGUGCCCAGGAGCGUCGGCCGUGGCGGACACGGUGGUGGAAGGACCAAGGAGUACAUCAACGGCGAUAUCUACCGCAACCGCGGGAAGGGGUACUCGGACCGCCCCCGGAGACAGAAGGACAAGCCCGGCAAAUGCGUCAUACUUUGA